AUGCUUCGAAAUUCAUCUUGGCGUCUCGACGAAACCAACCUUGCCAACUUUGGCUCGGAACUAGAACGCGAGCAUAGAAAAGAGCAAGGCUCGCUUGAAGAAGCCUGGAACUACGAAGACUCACCAGUUGGCAAAGAAAUUGGCCUUUGGAUUUGGCGAGUCCAGAACUUUUCAUUAGUCACUGUACCUGAGAAGCAAUAUGGCCAGUUUUACCAAGGUAUUUCGUUAAUUUUUAUUAUGCUUUAUUGGACCACCAAGAAGGAGAACUCGGAUGGACUUAUUCACCAUAUCCACUUUUGGCUCGUCCUGGAUACCCUAGCGACCCAGCAUCGUGAAGUCCAGCGACGUGAAUCGAGACUUUUUAAAAGUUACUUCAAAGCACUACGAUAUCUCCAAGGCGGCUUUGCCAGUGGUUUUAACCACGUGGAGGAGGAGGAAAUCCCCAAGCGUCUCUUGCGUGUACACCGACCCUCUGAACUUGAGGGUACGCGUACCCAGAAUGCCGUCGUCAUUUCCGAGGUUCCUCUCAGCCACGAAAGCUUGCGAUCCAAGGCCGUCUUCAUUCUUGACACUGGCGACAAGAUCUAUCAAUGGCAAGGAAGCGACGAAGGCGAAGUUGUGGACGGUGAUGAGGAUGAAGAAGAGGAAGAAGCAAAGGAACUGGAAGAGAAUUCUGUCAAGAAGCUGUUCGUCUUGAGAAAGUCGCAUGCUUCGCUUGGUCUCAAACUCAAAUUUGAGCUUGUGGCGGAAGACAAGAUCACCAAGGAUAUGUUUGACACCAACCAUGUUUAUAUUUUCGAUGUCGGUCAUCAGGUGUAUGCUUGGUUUGGCCGCGAGGCUGGUCGUCGCGAACGACGUGCUGGCUUGCAGUACGCUCAAGACUAUGUCAAAGAUAUCGAAAGAUCUGCAUUUACACCCAUCUGUAAGAUCGUAGAAGGUGGCGAGGAUGAGCUUUUUGAAUCAUCGUUGGAAGGCUGGCAGGGCUGGUAA
This is a messenger RNA of Zychaea mexicana, 990 nucleotides long. RefSeq lists its product as uncharacterized. The transcript has 6 exons. The record is from RefSeq and is a predicted model, not a curated record. Lineage: Eukaryota; Fungi; Mucoromycota; Mucoromycetes; Mucorales; Lichtheimiaceae. Gene Ontology annotation, molecular function: actin filament binding. Bases 1 to 990 code for a protein of 329 amino acids.